This is a messenger RNA of Cyclocybe aegerita, 1224 nucleotides long. The record is from the annotation of a GenBank genome assembly. Lineage: Eukaryota; Fungi; Basidiomycota; Agaricomycetes; Agaricales; Hemipholiotaceae.
AUGGCCGGUUUUUUUCCUCUCGACCCAAAUCGACUCGACAUUUUCGUGGACGUCGUGACCGGAGAAUUUCAUGGCUACCACUGGGAACAACCCAACCAACAUGAAGCCCUAGCCACCAAUUACAUCAACGACCUUCUGCGUAGCAACUACCCAACCGCCGUAUUCAUGUCUGAAAGGGUCUCUGUGGGCACACAAGGAUAUAGAAUGGUUCCUACCGCAAUACCAUCUUACCUCACCCUGCAGUCAAUAUUCUACGCAACUCCUGGCCCGCCGAUCAUGCCCGACUUGGCGCCGUUGGGCAGCAGUCUUUCGCAGAACGGACCACUGGCGUCGUCCUCGACAUCGAACAUUGCAGUUUCCUCGUCGGCCAAAACACCGAAGAAGAAGACUUCUCGCCGCGCGGGUGGCAAGAUGGCGAUCCCACUGGCGUCGUCCUCGACGCCGAAUGUCGUAGUUCCCUCGUCGUCCAAAGCACCGAAGAGGACGACCUCUCGACGCGUGGGUGGCACACAAGGAUAUAGAAUGGUUCCUACCGCAAUACCAUCUUACCUCACCCUGCAGUCGAUAUUCUACGCGACUCUUAGCACACCAGUCAUGCCCGACUCGGCGCCGUUGAGCAGCGGUCUUUCGCAGAUUGGACCAUUGGAUUCGUCAUCGAGAGCGAACGUUGUAGUGCCCUCGUCGGCCAAAACACCGAAGAAGAAGACUUCUCGCCCGCCGCGCGGGUGGCAAGGUGACGAUCAACUCUUCACGACAUGUGCAGAAAAUUCUCUCGAUGUGGAGGAGUUCAACGCGAUGCUGCCCAGGAAGAAAGCCGCCGGGAAGCGAUACCCCAACGUCCCUGCUCGCGUCGAGCGUAUCCUCGAGUCGGAUGAUCCGAACCCAACCAUGAGGAGAUUGACGAGCUCUUCGACACUCCCGAGCCCCACUCUUGUGCCUUGGGCGCUGCCGUCUCCCGCCGCCUCUCUGGCCUCGUCCUCUUCGAGUAUUCUCACCACCCCUUUCAUCACCCCGCACCUGGAUGUUAAGCAAGAGAUCAAGCCGCAGAUUCUCUUCGGCAACCCCGCACCCGUUGUCCAGUCCCUCCCGACUGCGUACAACGUUCCAGUCAAGAUGGAGGAGAGGCCUUUCCCCCGCUCUGCGUAUGGGCUCACCUGUGGGAAGGUGUUUACGAGGGAAGACGCCGUGAAGCGACACGCAAGGGGUAGGGGACUUAUUGCUUAA